Molecule: messenger RNA, 180 nt
Organism: Theileria orientalis strain Shintoku
Lineage: Eukaryota; Apicomplexa; Aconoidasida; Piroplasmida; Theileriidae
Exons: 1
Coding region: 1-180 (59 amino acids)
Source: RefSeq, a predicted model, not a curated record
AUGGAAAAUAUUUACACAUUUCAUUCAUUUUUUUCAUUUGAGCCAAUUAUUCAAAAUACUAACCAUUUUGAAUUAGAUAAAGGCAAAAAUAUGGAUAGUUUGGGCGUGUCACUUUUCCAGUUUUACAGACCCCAAACACAAAUAUUACAUCCUACCAUCUUAAGAAACCAUAUCGAAUAA